Cloeon dipterum is the source of this 2418-nucleotide messenger RNA. It is a transcript of the gene SMSr, whose product is annotated as Sphingomyelin synthase related. Bases 301 to 1626 code for a protein of 441 amino acids. Lineage: Eukaryota; Metazoa; Arthropoda; Insecta; Ephemeroptera; Baetidae. Gene Ontology annotation, biological process: ceramide biosynthetic process. The record is from RefSeq and is a predicted model, not a curated record. Gene Ontology annotation, cellular component: plasma membrane; Golgi membrane; endoplasmic reticulum membrane. The transcript has 7 exons. Gene Ontology annotation, molecular function: protein binding; ceramide cholinephosphotransferase activity; sphingomyelin synthase activity.
GCAAAACGCGAAUCGCACCUUGUCCUUGUGCUUCUCUCCCCAGCUCAUGGUGAACUGGAUUUGGAUUGCUGGAGGCAUUGAGUGAAUCAGGGGUUCGUUGACCUUGGAUCUUCAUUGGGUGCACAAGGUGGAGGGGCAUUGAAUGACGUAUUUCUCAUUCCAACAAACAACCAAAUGAUGAGUCACAGGUGCAUCGGGACGAUAUUCUUUGAAACACACACAAUUUAACGCCUCCUUGAAAACCGUAUCAUCUACGAUAAGUCUCAUGCACUGAAAAGGGUAACGAGAACCCGCGCAAAAAUGAGUGACCUUCCUGGUGCUGUGUUGGAGUGGUCAACAGACCAAGUGGAAAAUUGGCUGAGAAAAUGUGGCCACAGUGAUUAUGUCAUUCAUCUUCUUUGUGAUGAGCACAAAAUCGAUGGCAAAGCGUUGUUAACCCUGACAGAAAAUGACCUCAAGUCUCCCCCUGUCAGCAUGAAGAUUCUGGGUGAUAUUAAAAGGUUGUCGACUGACUUGAGAUUAUUGCAAAAGAAAAAUUUUUCGUGCCUCGAAGACCUAGGCCUGUCUUUUGGCCCUACCGUCCAGGCGUACUCAAGACUUAAAUUAACUAACUUGGAUGAAGCGAAUGGCUACCCCAAUGAAGAUAAAUCCCUUUAUGAUGAACCCACUCAACCUUUAGGGAAGAGGGAGAGCAGAGCCUUAUACCUGCCGCCUGAAUUUGGCAAGACGUUCCUCAGCAUGGCCUAUCUGUUUGUGGUCACUUGGAUCACGGCCUUUGUGAUGGUUAUCGUGCACGACCGAGUGCCUGACAUGAAAAAGUAUCCUCCCCUGCCUGACAUUUUUUUAGACAACGUUCCAACGAUUUCUUGGGCGUUUCACAUGUGCGAGGUCACAGGCUCCUUGCUCCUGCUAAUUUGGGUUGCUGUGCUAAUCACUCACAAGCACCGGUUUAUUCUUCUCCGGCGUUUUUUCGCAUUGAGUGGCACAGUGUUCCUCCUGCGUUGCAUUACCAUGCUGAUCACCUCACUGUCUGUGCCAGGGACGCACCUUGAAUGCAACCCCAGGGUAUGGGAGGAGCAAGCUAAAAGGGGUCAGCCAUACGGAGACCUAUGGGCGAAAAUCCAGCACGCGUACGUCAUCUGGAGGGGAGCAGGGAUGUCAAUCCAAGGAGUGCGGACCUGCGGUGACUACAUGUUCAGUGGGCACACCGUUGCUCUCACCAUGCUCAACUUUUUCAUUACUGAGUAUACACCUCGACGGAUGUAUUUCUUGCACACAUUCAGCUGGCUCUUGAAUAUGUUUGGAAUUUUCUUCAUACUCUCUGCACAUGAGCAUUACUCAAUUGAUGUUUUCAUCGCCUUCUACAUUACAUCGCGUCUGUUCCUCUAUUAUCACACUUUGGCCAACAACCAGGCUCUGAUGCAACGCGACUCGGGCAGGACCAGAGUUUGGUUCCCACUCUUCAGUUUCUUUGAAUCCUCUGUGGGUGGCAUCGUGCCAAAUGAAUUUGAGUGGCCCUUUACCACUGAACAACUGAAAGCCUGGAUUAUGCCUUUGAUGAUGUCUGUUUUGGCCGCGCUGAUAGCACUGCGGCACAAAGGACCACUUGCAGCUAAGCAAAACUGAGAGCCGGCUCUUAUGAGUAUUACUCUGAUUGCAUUUAUGCCAAACUCUUUAAUCGAACAGUCCGUGCUUUCGCCAACACACAGUACUUGGAGAAACGGCAGCUAACUAAGUGAAUUUUAUUACGGACGGAUUAAGCUUUAAAAUUCACUGAGAAAGUAUCUAGCGUUUGCAUUAUCUCUAGUAUUUUAAACCUCUAAAUCUACAAAUCUCCUACAAUUUUAAAUCAAAGAAUUCGCAAUAAUUUAUUCUACAAUUCCGAAAUAUACAUACACUUCACCAAAGUUUCAAUGUAGCUCUUAAUUAUUUAUCAUACUCGACUGUUAAUGUUCUAGCAAAGGAAGUCUCCCAAUUUUAUAAUAUGCACUGAAGCGCCAAGAGACACAACGUCUUGUACUGUUUUUUCUUACUACUAGAUAUAAGAAUAUAGGCCUACACUCUAGCGAUUGAUACAGUAAAUAUAUUACGUCUGUCGGUGGUUACAAUUUAUAAUGGCGACAGACUCCCUGGUCAAACCAAGGUAUAUUACGUUUAUUACAGUAAUUUAUUGUUAUGGAGUAUUGUGCCGAGGAACAAAUAUUCUUGAUUUGUUAUUAUUUUCAGAAAGGUAGUCUUUUAAAUUUGCACAGGCUAUGAAAGUGACUGAAAUAAUGGAACGCUGGUGAAAUUCAUUUCAUCGUUUUUUGUUUGUGAUGAAACUAGUAUAAUAAUUUGUUUAUUGUUGAUCACUGCUCACUUGCUUAAUUUUUGAAAAUGAUAAAUGAUAUAAUAAAACACUUCCAAUAAUAAAAUAUA